CCCUCCCUUGCUCUCUCUCUUUCAGGGUUUCCUCUUUACACGUUCUCUUUACAAAAUGAACUGGAAAGAGUCUGUUCUUAAAAAAUCUUGGCUACUUCUGAAAAACUGACCAAAGAAAAUUAGGAUUUAUGAAUUGAGGACUUUAUGAAUGCAGGCUUGAAAAACAAACAUUUUUGAGAGAUUGUUCGUAAACAGUUUUGAGAGAUUAUAUGUUUGCGCUUUUCUGGACAAGACGUUUCCCCUCCACUCUUUCUAAACCACAGCAGUUGUCUCCAUUCCUAUUGGACUAUGGUAUAUUCUGGCGCUCUGCCCCUAUCUGGAUUACCUGAUUUCAUUGGAUUAUUCUUUGGAUUACUGAGGAACACUGGUGAAGAUAUAUUGGAUAAAGUGUGCUCUUUUCAACUCAAGCUGUCAACCAUAAAGAUACAAUGACAACAUUUACUAAGCCGUCCAUGCCAGACAUGACAGACAUCUAGAUCACUCCCUCAUUCAACUGUCAUAGAUAGGGCUGCCAGACAGAAACCGUCAGGCUGCACUGAACAGAUCCCCCUCGGACUAACACCCCACAACCAGGAAUCCCUCCUCAGGACAAUGGCCACGGGAGGGAACGGGCUAGGAUCUGACCGGAGCCUGAAAUCCACCUCCAAGACGCCCAGUGCCUCUGACCAGCGGCAGGUGGACAAGGCCCUGAAGAGGCUGGAGAAGCUGCAUCGGCUAUGUACCAACCUCAGGCUGGGCCUGAGGAACAGCCCCCCGUACCUCCCCGGGGUGGUCUCAGAGACAGCCACGCUGCUCACCCAGGUGUGGGAGCCGUACAGGGGGCCUGCAGCUGGGGGGCAGGCCCCCCGGGGGGAUGAGGGGGAGUACCUGAGGAUCCAUGCAAGACACCUGCUGGAUAAGACUAACCGGGCCGUGCUGCUGUUUAAAGAGGGGCGCGAUAAGAUGUUCGAGGAGAUGUCCAGCUACAGGAGAAACUUGACCAAGCUGUCCCUGCUCUUCAGUCACAUGCUCUGUGAGCUAAGGGCCAUGUUUCCCGAGGGAAGCUUUCAAGGCGACACCUUUAGGCUGACUAAGACAGAGGCCGGAGUGUUCUGGAGGCGAGCAUUUGGAAACAAGUGUAUUGUGCAGUGGAGCAGUUUUAAUCAGCAUCUCCGUAGGGUCCAUGACUUUGAAGAGGGGAUGGAGUCCAUGGCUCUAAAGUCAACUGUAGAUCUCACCUGUAACAACCACAUCUCAGUGUUCGAGUUUGACAUCUUCACCAGGCUAUUCCAGCCCUGGAGGUCUCUUCUGAGGAACUGGAACCAGUUGGCAGUGACCCAUCCUGGCUACAUGGCCUUCCUCACCUACGACCAGGUCAAAGCCCGCCUCCAAAACUACCUGCACCAGCCCGGGAGCUACGUCUUCCGUCUGAGCUGCACUCAGAUGGGCCAGUGGGCCAUUGGUCAUGUGACUGGUGAUGGCGACAUCGUACAGACGAUCCCCCAGAAUACACCUCUCUACCAGGCCCUCAUCCAGGGCUUCAGGGAGGGCUGCUAUCUUUACCCUGACGGACGUGAUGUGAACCCAGACCUCACCAGUCUGUGUGAACCAGCACAGAGAAGCAGGGUCAAAGUCACAGAGGACGAGUAUGAGAUGUACUGUGAGAUGGGUAGUACCUUCCAGCUGUGUAAGAGCUGUACAGAGAGAGACAAGGACACACGCAUCCAGCCCUGCGGACACCUGCUGUGCCAACCCUGCCUCACGGGAUGGCAGAAGUCGGAUGGACACACCUGCCCUUACUGUCGCUGUGACAUCAGAGGGACAGAGUCAAUCCUGGUGGAGCCUUACCUGUCUGUCAGCGAGGAAGAGGAAGAGGAAGAUGACCUGGAGGAUGUACAGCUAGUCAUGAAAAACCUGGCCUAUAUGAAGAGGAUGUCGUCUGAAGAAUACCAGUUCCCCAGCUCUCGCCUCGUUCCACCCCUCCCUCCCAAACAGAGCACCUCCUCCCACUGCCCUUCCCCACAAGCCCCCUUACGGCCCUCUGUGCCCGAUAUACUGGCCAAAUACUCCCACUCUAACUCGCGUUCUGCUCACAGUGACACCCCCUCAGACAGAGCGCUCACACACCACACUGCCAGCACUAACAGUGAGGAUUCUGUCUCAGAGCCAAACCUCCACUCCUGUUGUGUCUCCUCCCAGUCCCAAGGAGAGGGUGGAGCAGCCUGGUUAGGGGCCUCAGAUUCAGUGAAACAGAAGAGACAAAGAAAGGAGUGAACGGACGUCAGAGUUCGGGUGCAGCCAGAGAGAGCGGGAGAGAACCAUGUCCUCCUGACUCUGGGAGAAAAGAUAAGCACAACAUCUCUGACUGACUCAAGAAUGGAUGGAUAAUAGGAAUAAGAAAGGUCCAUUUCCACUGUUCCUGAAAAACAGCCAUUGUUAAUCUUCUGUACCUUAUGUAUACAGU
Molecule: messenger RNA, 2443 nt
Organism: Salvelinus namaycush (lake trout)
Lineage: Eukaryota; Metazoa; Chordata; Actinopteri; Salmoniformes; Salmonidae
Product: E3 ubiquitin-protein ligase CBL-like
Exons: 11
Coding region: 592-2253 (553 amino acids)
Biological process (GO): negative regulation of epidermal growth factor-activated receptor activity; cell surface receptor signaling pathway
Cellular component (GO): membrane raft; plasma membrane
Molecular function (GO): phosphotyrosine residue binding; ubiquitin protein ligase activity; calcium ion binding
Source: RefSeq, a predicted model, not a curated record